Physcomitrium patens is the source of this 1297-nucleotide messenger RNA. Its product is annotated as oxygen-evolving enhancer protein 2, chloroplastic-like. NCBI's taxonomy places the organism in Eukaryota, Viridiplantae, Streptophyta, Bryopsida, Funariales, Funariaceae. The record is from RefSeq and is a predicted model, not a curated record. Gene Ontology annotation, molecular function: calcium ion binding. Gene Ontology annotation, biological process: photosynthesis. Gene Ontology annotation, cellular component: photosystem II oxygen evolving complex; extrinsic component of membrane; photosystem II.
GUUUGGCUUCGUCCCUUCUUCAUCUUCACUUCUCGAUCGCUUACCUUUGCGCAUUGAAGCAACGAUUGCCUUUUCCGUAUCUAUUGGCUUAGCUACAGCAUUCGCUCGAAAGAGAGGGAGUGACAGAAAGAGAGGCAGAUAGAGAGGGGAAUAGUGCUAGACAUAGGCAUCGCAGCAAUGGCGUGCAUAGCGGCUGUGUCGUCUGGACUUGUCGUCAAAGGUGCCUCCCUGGCUUCAGCCAAAAGUGGCGUCUCUGGUGCGUCCGUCACCGUUGCUGCUCCCUGCGUCGGCCCCGUUGCAUCCAGGAGUGUCACCGUGAGAGCCUCUAAGGGUGAAGAGAGUGAGAUCGUGAGUCGUCGAACGGCGCUUGCUUUGGUUGCCGGUGUCGUUGCCGCUGGAGCCAGGAUCGCACCCGCCAAUGCUGCCUACGGUGAAAGUGCCAAUGUGUUCGGUGCUCCCAAGCAAUCCACUGGCUUCAACCCCUACAGCGGCAAUGGAUUCUCUCUGGAGAUUCCGUCUAAGUGGAACCCCAGCAAGGAAAAAGAGUUUCCCGGAACAGUGUUGAGAUAUGAGGACAACUUUGAUUCCACCACUAACUUGUUUGUGUCCAUUACCCCUGCAACCAAGGGAAGCAUCACUGAAUACGGCCCUCCAGAGAAAUUCUUGGAUGAGGUCUCUUACCUUUUCGGAAAGCAAGCUUACAGUGGUAAGACCGCUUCCGAGGGAGGCUUUGAGAACAACGCCGUUGCAACUGCAGCAGUACUUGAAGCUAACUCAAUGGAGGUGAAUGGAAGACCUUACUACAAGCUCAGCGUACUCACACGUACUGCUGAUGGAGACGAAGGAGGCAAGCAUCAGUUGAUCGCCGCUACCGUGAAGGACGGGAACUUGUACUUGUUUAAGGCCCAAGCUGGUGAUAAGAGAUGGUUCAAGGGUGUGAAGAAAUUCGUGGAGGGAUCAUGGAACUCAUUCACCGUGGCUUAGAUUGUAAACCUGACGUCCCAUGUAGCAUGAUCAAAUAUUGUCAAUAUAUUAUUGUAACACUGGAACCCUACCGGAGCGUUGUAAAAACUAUGCAGGGAUUGAUGUGUACAAGAUUUGUAUUCCUCUCUUCCUGCACUAUCGUUUCGGUUCCAUCCCUCAUAACAUGAAGAACGGGUUGUUCAAAACGAGCUUGGAUUCUUCACUGCCGAGCGACGAGAAGAAUUCAUCCUAAUUGCCGAUAUGUUUGUGUGCUCAUACACCCAAUAUUCUAUUACCACAUCCCAGAAGAUUGUGGCAAAUAUUUUUGUUUCUA